Messenger RNA from Seminavis robusta, 2433 nucleotides. Lineage: Eukaryota; Bacillariophyta; Bacillariophyceae; Naviculales; Naviculaceae. The record is from the annotation of a GenBank genome assembly.
AUGAGCGAAGCCUUGCAAGUCCAACUAGUAGAAAUCAAUCCAUUGAACCAGAGCCUGUUUGUGUUUACCGUGCUCGCGUCGAUAUUGACGGGGAGCAGUUUGCAAUGGGUAGUCCAGCAGGAACAAACGCGCGGUAAACGCGUCAGUCAAUACAACCUGAUUGUGGUAGUGGCAUCCGUGACGAGUCUCAUUCAAACAGUGACUUGUUUUGUCAACGUUCUGAUGGCUCCCAAUCACGACUUUUGGUUCAUGGCAUAUAUUGUGUUCAACUGGAUCUUCAUGACUCAUUCCAGUGUGUUGUUGGUGAGCAAAAAGCUCUCCUGUACGUUUCAGCGACCAGCUUUAGCUUGGCGCCGACUCUUGUGGAUCAACUACAUCAUGUUGCCAUUCUCGCUCUUUAUUUGUGUCUAUUGGACCGUGGCAAAUUCUUCCUAUGGCCAAGAAGAAGAAGGAGGAUACAAUUGGACGCAACGCGCCGCCGCCAUCUGUGAACCUCUCCAAAUUGCUCUUUGGGGACUGAUUGAGUUUUGUCUCAGCGGAGCCUUUAUUGUCAAAAUGUGGAAGUUUCGGUGGACUGCCGUCGAACGACAAGGCAUCGCCGUCUUGGUCUUGGUGGGAUUCUGUGACAUUGCCACGGUACUCUUCAAUCUCAUUAUAGGGGAUUUGCCUUCCACCUGCAUCAAGGGAUUUGUGUAUUGUCUUCGGAUACGAUUGGAGAUUUCCGUAUUGAGUUCCAUGGCGGAUGCUGUGAGAAGAAAGCAUCAUCUGGCAAGGUCCGGUGUUGACAACCAGCGUGUACAUCACCCGCAACAAGGCCAGGAUGACGAUGAAGAAGAGGAAGGAUUAGAAGGAGACGACCAAGACGUUGAGAGCGCUUCCAAUGUAGAUCUUGGUGACGGUAGUACCUCGAGCACUACCCAACACACGUUGACCAAACUGAGCCAGUCAUCACUACUUUCCAAUGCCAACCACAGUACUACUUCAAGUCGCAGACACGCUCCCUCAAAGAAGCGACGGAAACGAAGAAAGAAGGAAUCUUCUUUUGGAGGACUCGUUUCCUCCAUUACAUUGGAAGAGAUUGAUGAGAACUCCGAGGUGGACUUUUCCAGUCCUCAUCACUCUGCCUCGGAAGAAGGGAUUUCAUCCGACCGACCACCUUUGGUUCCUAGACGUUCCUUCUCGGAUGACUCCGACAAGUCUUUUUCUGAUGAUGAUGAUGAAGCAGAAGACGAACUGGCAGACAACUUGCCACCAAGUUCCUCAUCCCAACAGGAAGACGGAGAUGAGAAUUGGCACAUCAGCCUACAAACCCUAUUGAGUGACUUGUCGUCGUGGUCUCGCAACGAAGACGAGGACUUGGAGCAGCGGGCGCCAGAGGACGAAGAAAUGGCAUUGUCCCUUACAUCGUCGCUGAAUCAUCAUCGUCGAAGGCUGAGUCAUCAUGAGCACAGCCGGAUGCACUCCAGCCCAGGGCAGAUCACAUCAACCAAGAACGUGGAACGCAUGAUGAAUCACAAGGUUGCAUCUGCACAACAAAUACAACACAAGCCAUGUCUCUUAGACUUGGAAACCUCUAGUCCAGAAGGUUUGGAGUCACUUGUGGAUGCUGCUGCUGCUGCUGCCAUUGGUGAGGGUUCUGCGGACAACAACAAAAGGACAGCAGGCACAACCAUGAACACAGCAACACCAGAUCUUGAACCCCAACUUGGCACAUACAAAGGCAGAGGCAGAGACUCUCUUCUUCGAUCCUCCUGCGGCUCUGACUCAUUACCCCAAAGGCCUCUCAGGAUUAGUUCUGAGGUUACAUUAGGCACGGAUGACAGUGACGAUAAUGACAGUGACAAAAUACAGAACAACAAAGCCAACGGCAGUUCAACGGAGACCACACCAGCGAAAACGCACAGGCAUUCAAAAGUCAUGCUGGACCAACUAGAAGAGGACGGCAAUGGUUCUCUUUGCACAUGCUCUGCCUCCACGACUUCCUCCGAAUCACCACCAUCCAUUCCAGAAUGUUUUGAAUCACCUGUGGAAGCUGCUGCUAACUCUGAGGGGCAAGGUGAUCAUUUUGUUGUAAAGAGAUCUGCAGCUAGCGCAGUCGCAACCACACACACAACAACUCUGGAUCUAGAAGAACAAACUGUCAACUGCAAAAAUGUCGACACUCAUCUUCCAUCCUCCUGUAGCUCGGACGCGGGCCCCCAUAGGCCUUUCAGGUUGAGCCCUGACAUAGAAUUUGGCAUGAAUGACAAUGACGACAAUGACAGAACCCAGAACUGUCCUCAAAGGAAUCGUGCCCGGCGGGCAUCCAUCGACUCAGAACCGCGCUAUCCUUUGCGAUGGAACUCCAGUGAUGUCCUCGAUGACGACAGCGACUACAGCGACUGCGAACAGCCUUUUCCUGACUCGGUUGUAAUUGAACCACCUCGGGUAUAA